CGCAGGCUGCCUCGCCCGCCGCCGGUGCAGCCCCUUCCCGCCCCAGCUCCUCCCGCUCGCCGCCCCACCUCCCGCCCGGGAGCCGAGGUGCCGGGCAGCCCAGUGGGCGCCGCAGCAUGAGCGCCGAGUGCAGCAGCUACCUCAACGCCGACAAGGUGCUGGUGAGCGGGUUCAGCUGCCCACGGACGGGCGGCGACGUCCGCGCCGUGUACUGCUGCGGCUUCCAGGACGUCAAGUACUGCUGCGAUGACCCGCACAGCUUCUUCCCCUACGAGCACAGCUACAUGUGGUGGCUCAGUGUUGGAGCACUGGUGGGCCUGUCGAUAGCAGCAGUGGUCCUCUUUGCUUUUAUCAUCACUGUGUGUGUUCUCUGUUAUUUGUUUAUCAGCACGAAGCCGCGCAGCAAACUGGAUACUGGCUUAAGCUUACAGAUGGCAGAUAGUGAGACUAGAGGGAGUUCAAUAUGUUAAACAGAGGCACUGGAUGGAUUCUACCAAUGCUGUAAUGAAAACAGAUCCAGAGCUGCACACUUCACAAAGCCCCCACUGAAACAAGUUGUUGACAAAACCAAGUGGGUUCAAGAGAUUUCCUGGGCCUCAAGGAUGAACUAUGACUGUGAGCUACAAGAACCUGACUUACUCCUCCAGAGGUGUUUCCUGGCUGUUACAACCAUUGUUGAUAACCAGAGGCUGAUCUGAAGCUGUGUCAGGGUUAAUUGUGUAUGGUUUUGAGUGGUAUACUUUGAUUUGCACAUACCAAUUACUGCUGCUCAUCAUUUUCGUGCACAUUUUUGUCUUUACUCUGUGCAAUUUCAGUGAGAUAACACAGUUGUCAAGCAGAGCAGAAUUUGGCACAUCGUGUUGACCAAGCUUUCUUUUAAGCAAUCCCUGUAUGCCAUCUUACUGUGGUGUCUUCAUGUCAUGGAUCUGGUUGUCUGUAGGCAAAUGUGAUUGUUUGCUGCACAGACAUGUGAAGACAGUACCUCAAUAAAAUCUGGCAUUUGUUUGUGUUGUAUUUUUCUUAAUUUAUCAUUUUAUUCCACUUUUAUUUCCUCAGAAGGUUUUCACAGAUCUUAAAAUUACUUUGAUGGAAGAGUUUUCCAAAAGCAAGUGAAGUUAGUAAAAAAAGAAGUUCUAUAGGGAUUUUUGAUUUAAAUAGCUGUUUUCAUAGGAAAUUAUAAACACUGAAAUGAAUUGAAAUAAAAAUCCACAAAUGUUUUGCAGAUUCUACAUCAAAUUAUCUUGGAAUAUUUAUUUUGAUGCAAACUUUAAAAAUUUCCCAGUAGUGUUCCAGGUUGGAACGCUAAUUUGUGAAAUCUUGAACUUUCUUCAGGUAAUCAAAGAGUUCUAAUUGUACAUUUUAUUUCCCCAGAAGUCUUAGGAACAACUAACAUAGUCUUAACUGUCAUAUUUGAGCUUCCACGUCUUUCAAGCUUUCAGGCUCCAAAUCAUUAACAAUAAUGAUAAUUAUUUCUUUUUAUCUUGUGAGGGUUCUUUAAGAUCAGUGAUCAAAAGAAUCUCUAGAAUAAUUAACUGUGCUGUUUAUGUGAAGGCAGUAGAUAGAUUAUCUCCUCCAUUUGCAGAUGAAGCCUAAAGUAUUUACCUACCAUGUCACUUGUGUCUCUGGUUAUAUUUCAGCUUUGAAAGACCAGGUUCUUGUCCGCUCUUUGGGAGUGACAUCUUUGUGCAUGAUAGUGCCUGAGAUUUAAAUUUUUUUACAGCUGUCUGGUGUUAUGCAUCAAAAGGCCCCAAGUGUUUCCAGUCUAAGCUACUCUUAAGUCACAUUACUUGUGUGAAAGAUGCUGAUGCCUCCAGAAGAAACAGAGAAUGUGAUAUAUGUUCUUUCAAUAACUGUUUGCAUAUACUAGCUCACUAAACUGGCAUUUGCUACUGGGGACUUCUAGAGAAUUAAAACCACAUUGGAUGCAUGAAGAAAAUAAAUUUCUAAUAAAGCAUAAACCUGG
This is a messenger RNA of Columba livia (rock pigeon), 1963 nucleotides long. It is a transcript of the gene SHISAL2A, whose product is annotated as shisa like 2A. Bases 117 to 470 code for a protein of 117 amino acids. The transcript has 4 exons. Lineage: Eukaryota; Metazoa; Chordata; Aves; Columbiformes; Columbidae. The record is from RefSeq and is a predicted model, not a curated record.